CCCUCCCCCUCGGCGGGCGCGCACAGGCCGCUCAGGCAGAGCGAGCACUGGAGCCCCCGCCGGCCUGUGCACCCCGAGCCAGCAUGGACCCUGGGCGCUGCACGCCCUUCGGCGUGGGGCCGGGGCCUGGCUCCUAUGCAGCCGCGGGGGACGAGCCUCCCGGCCCCCCGGGGACCCCGGCCACUGCGCCUCACCUGCACCCCGCGCCACCCCGCGGCCCGCGGCUGACCCGCUUUCCGGCCUGCGGGCCCCUGGAGCCCUACCUCCCAGAGCCGGCCAAGCCACCAGCCAAGUACCUGCAGGACCUCGGGCCCAGCCCGGCGCUCAACGGCGGCCACUUCUACGAAGGCCCCGCAGAAGCUGAAGAGAAGGCCUCGAAAGCUGCCAGCUUCCCCCAGCUGCCCUUGGACUGCCGAGGAGGCCCCGGGGACAGACCCUCUAAUGUGCAAGGCUCCCCAGGCCCCUGUCUCGCUAGCCUGCGUGUCCCUCUGUCCCCUGGACUCCCCGAGUCCAUGGAGUUGGCCAAGAACAAGAGCAAGAAACGCCGCAACCGCACCACUUUCAGCACCUUCCAGCUGGAGGAGCUAGAGAAGGUCUUCCAGAAGACCCACUACCCUGAUGUUUAUGCCCGGGAGCAGCUGGCUCUGCGCACAGACCUGACCGAGGCCCGGGUACAGGUUUGGUUCCAGAACCGCAGAGCCAAGUGGCGGAAGCGAGAGCGUUAUGGGAAGAUCCAGGAGGGUCGGAACCCUUUCACAGCUGCCUAUGACAUCUCUGUGCUGCCCCGGACCAACAGCCACCCGCAGCUGCAGAACUCCCUGUGGCCCAGCCCAGGGUCGGGGAGCCCCGGGGGCCCCUGCCUGGUGUCGCCAGAGGGCAUCCCCUCCCCGUGCAUGUCUCCAUACUCUCACUCCCAUGGGAAUGUCGCUGGUUUCAUGGGGGUGCCAGCUUCCCCUGGACACCACCCUGGCAUCUACUCCAUCCACGGUUUUUCCCCAACCCUGGGGGGCCACAGCUUUGAGCCCUCCCCGGACAGCAACUAUAAGUCUCCAGGCCUCGUCUCACUCAGGGUGAAGCCCAAGGAGCCGCCUAGCUUGCUGAACUGGACCACGUGAUCAACAGCAGGAAGCACAGACUGAGCUGCUCACCCCGUCUGCAGCUGCUCCCACCC
Messenger RNA from Elephantulus edwardii (Cape elephant shrew), 1171 nucleotides. RefSeq names its product ALX homeobox 3 (gene ALX3). The coding region runs from base 84 to 1115 and encodes 343 amino acids. Gene Ontology annotation, molecular function: DNA-binding transcription factor activity, RNA polymerase II-specific; RNA polymerase II transcription regulatory region sequence-specific DNA binding. Gene Ontology annotation, biological process: regulation of transcription by RNA polymerase II. The record is from RefSeq and is a predicted model, not a curated record. The transcript is spliced from 4 exons. NCBI's taxonomy places the organism in Eukaryota, Metazoa, Chordata, Mammalia, Macroscelidea, Macroscelididae.